Messenger RNA from Chondrus crispus (carragheen), 768 nucleotides. RefSeq lists its product as hypothetical. The transcript has 2 exons. Gene Ontology annotation, molecular function: ATP-dependent diacylglycerol kinase activity. Bases 1 to 768 code for a protein of 255 amino acids. NCBI's taxonomy places the organism in Eukaryota, Rhodophyta, Florideophyceae, Gigartinales, Gigartinaceae. Gene Ontology annotation, biological process: phosphatidic acid biosynthetic process. Gene Ontology annotation, cellular component: endoplasmic reticulum membrane. The record is from RefSeq and is a predicted model, not a curated record.
AUGGCUUUUCCAACCACUCCGCCCUCACCCGCCUCCUCGCCACAGCUUCCACCGCGAUCGGCACUCCACCCUACCCGAAAGUUAUUCCACUGCCUCACGGGUCUCUUCUUCGCCCUCUGCUGCGUCAACCUCACGCGCCGGACGUGGACCACGACCUGCCUCGUCCUCACGGUCCUGUCCUUCUCGGUGGAGCUGCUGCGCGUCUCCUCGCCUACUUCGCAGCUGAACAAGGUCUUCAUGAAGGCGUUCCGCGCCUUUGCGCGCGCCAGCGAGCACAGCGAGAUCUCCGGCACGCCCUACUACAUGCUCGGCAUGCUCCUCGCCUCCUCCCUCUUCUCCACCGCCGCCGCCACUGUCGGCAUCCUCUGCCUUGCCUGUCUCGACCCCGUCGCCGCCAUGGCGGGCACCCUCGCCGACGCUGACAUGCCCGCCGCCCGGCUCCGGAACGGAAAGUCCCUCGCGGGCUUCGUAUGCGCCGCGGGCGCGGGUGCCGCCGUGGCCGCCGUCACCUUGGCUCAGGCAGCGGCUACCUCUAUGUCGCAGCGUUAUGCCGUCGCAGUGGGCAUCCUUGUAGGGUGGGCGGGCGCCACGGCAGAGGUUAUGGUACCGACGCCGAGGGUCCUCAUCGGCCCAAAAAGAGUACCCUUUACUAUUGAUGAUAAUGCGAUUAUUCCAGUCGUCGCUGCCGGGGUGUGUGACGCGUUGCUGAGGAUCGACUAUCACCACGUCCAGUUGUCCCCGAUUUUGUUUUGGAAGGCUUCGGGCUGA